Arachis duranensis is the source of this 2025-nucleotide messenger RNA. RefSeq names its product zinc finger protein 4. The record is from RefSeq and is a predicted model, not a curated record. Lineage: Eukaryota; Viridiplantae; Streptophyta; Magnoliopsida; Fabales; Fabaceae. Gene Ontology annotation, biological process: negative regulation of abscisic acid-activated signaling pathway. The coding region runs from base 957 to 1730 and encodes 257 amino acids. The transcript is spliced from 3 exons.
AUUAUUCCUUCUUCUUUAUUUUCAAUAAUUUCAGUUAAAAUAUUGCUCUAUCAUAUUAGGAAUUAAAAAAUUGAAGAAAGAAGAAAAAGCUCUCAGCUCUCUCUCACCUUAUUAUUAUACAUACCUUCUCUAUUUUAGUGUAACCAGGAACAUAAAAAACAGCAGAGGCUUGUGUUUUGUCUUUCUCAUAAUAAUCAAGCAUACCAAGAAAAAGCAACACUGGGGAUUCAUGUCUCCAAUUCCAUAGCAGUGUUUUAUAGGGUGAUCUCAGAAGCAAGCAAGCAAGCAAGCCACUCUCAUCGCUUGAUCUUGAAACUUAAGAGUGGGCCAGAUCACAAGCACAUGGUGAAGCGGAUUCAGUGUUCUUUACUUAAGAGAGUCUAAUAAUCUUUUCCUAUCAGAAUUGUCAAUACAUAACUAGUUUGACCUUAAAUUUCAAUCAUACAUUUGCAAGUUAGAAGGCUUUGAGUGGUCCAUGUUCAGGAAUAUUGUUUUAUUAAUAAAGUCUUAAGAAAUAAUAAUAAUAAUGUUGGGUAUUUGGGUCAAACACAGUAGGUAGAGAGAUGUUGUUUAGGAUAAUUAAAGAAAAUAUUUGACCAUUGUAUUGGAUUUCAGAUCUCCCACAAUCUAAAUAAUGGAUUUAAUAUGUAUUAGGUAAGCCAAAUUGGGAGGAACUGAAGAGAAGCUAUAAGAAAAACUUGUUGAUAAUAUUAAUUGUUUAUUUUUAAAGAAAUUUGUCGGUAACUAUUUAGUUGCUGCACCUGUGGUAGCAGUAGUACAAAAGCUUUUUGAUCAGAAAGUCCCACAUGCACUUGAAUCACAAGACAAGGCAUCAUUAUUAUUCCAAUGGAAGUGUGUUUCUAUGGAGAAAACAGCUCUUAAAUAGACCCUCCCUAUUCUGAUGGUAGAUUGUUUCACACAGACUGAAAGUUAGCAUUAUCAGAGUUAAUUAAACCAUGAAACCAAGAUUUGAUCUGGAAUUGGAGGCCUCAGCAGCAGAAUAUGAAUCUGAAGUUAGCAGCCAGGUUGCUUCCAACAUAUCCUCUCUUCAAGAAACCUCUGCAGGCCCUUCAACUGACACCUUAACCAACUCUUACAAACUCGCGAAUCCAAUGGAGUUCGAUGCUCUCUCGCUUGAUUUAACUCUCAGCUUUGGCAACAAUGAAACAGGGGAAAAAGCAGGGGAUUCAAUAGGACUCUCAUUCUCUAGCACUAGUGAAAGCAGCAAUGAACCAACUUUCCAAACUGGCACUGUACCAAGAGUCUUCUCUUGCAAUUACUGCCAGCGCAAAUUUUUCAGCUCGCAGGCUCUUGGAGGCCACCAGAACGCGCACAAGAGGGAGCGAACGCUGGCAAAGCGUGCCAUGCGAAUGGGGCUAUUCUCUGAGAGGUAUGCUAGUUUAGCAUCUCUGCCUCUUCACGGUUCUUUCAGAUCCCUGGGGAUUAAGGCACACUCUUCAGUUCAUCACCAAGCAUUUGCACCAUCAAUUAGGCCUCCUGAGAUAAAAACAAAUGCAAGAUUCGACCAAGGUUAUGUCGGCCUUCCAAUAUUCUUGGAGGAUGAUGAGUCAGAACUGCUCUGGCCUGGUAGUUUCCGGCAGGUUACUAGCGAAGGAGGCGAUAGCAAUCAGGCAUUCGUGCUGGCCAGGAGUUCGAAUUUGAGUUUUACUGAGGUGAAUCCACCAGUUGAGAUAGAUAACUCUACACCUGAAUUAACAUUGAAGCUUUAAAAGUGGUUACUUGGCACAUAAUCUAUAUGUGGCUUUGAGUUUGUUCUGCUUUGUUGUUAUAAUUUUGUACAGUUUAUCAAGAGAGACAUGCAUGGAAGGGCUAAGAGUUUCAGAUUGGAUAGUUAUAUUUGCUUGGUCUCAUGUAUAACUUUCUUCGUUCAGUAUUCUCUUAAGAAUUCUUGAUUUGGUGUUUUGCUUAGUAUGUUAUCUAAUUGUAUAAGAGCUCUCAGACUGGGAACACCAUUUUGGAGCUUCUUUGCUUGUGAUAUAUAAAUCAUGUUUUUUUUUUCCCUUA